GUGGAGAACCUGUGUUUAUUGUUUUAAAUGUGAGAGCAAAAAUACCAAAAGCACACUUCGAAUCAUACGUCUUUUUUUAAAGUUAUGCAGACUAUGUGACUUGUGAUUUGUUGGGAUUUAAAGGCGGUCAGCAUGAACUGUUCUUUUCUUUUCCAACAUGUCCUCCGUAAACGAAUUACCACCUCUUCAAAAAACAGAUACACUUGUCCACUCUCAUUCACAUGAAGACACUAACUUAACUCGGGUUGUUCUUGUGUGCUUGGACCCCGAGUCUGCUGAAACCACCUUUCACUGGGCUAUAGAUAACUUUGUUAUACCUCAGAAAGACUUGGUUGUUCUCGUACAUGUGCGUCAAAUCGAUAUUCCAGUUGCCCCAUACAUUAACUCGACUGGAUAUGUAGAUGAUGUCAGUGCAGAAAGAAGAGAAGAAAGCCAUCGCUUGUUGAGAGCAUACGCUGAUAAAUUGUCCAAAAGCAAGAUUGCCUGUAAAGCCAUUUCAAUGGUAGGGGAUCCAAAAUCCGAGCUUUUAAGAAAGGCGAAAGAAAUCAAAGCAGACGUUGUGUUGAUGGGUGCAAGAAAAAUGGGGGCUAUUAAAAGAACUUUGCUGGGAAGUGUUAGUGACUAUAUCGUUCACAACUGUCCCUGUACUGUUAUUGUGACCAAGCCUGAAGAAGUUUCUCAUCAAGAGGAACGCCGCAAGUCUAUUGUAUCACUUACAUCUAAUCCUGAAAGUACCAAAUAACUUCAUGAUGACUUUCUCUUAAUUUGCACGCGUUGAUUAAUAAAAUAAAAAAUUCGUCUCAUCAUGAC
Molecule: messenger RNA, 810 nt
Organism: Gilbertella persicaria
Lineage: Eukaryota; Fungi; Mucoromycota; Mucoromycetes; Mucorales; Choanephoraceae
Exons: 4
Coding region: 158-742 (194 amino acids)
Source: RefSeq, a predicted model, not a curated record